This is a messenger RNA of Cheilinus undulatus (humphead wrasse), 5270 nucleotides long. It is a transcript of the gene cxxc5a, whose product is annotated as CXXC finger protein 5a. The transcript is spliced from 3 exons. NCBI's taxonomy places the organism in Eukaryota, Metazoa, Chordata, Actinopteri, Labriformes, Labridae. Gene Ontology annotation, molecular function: methyl-CpG binding; zinc ion binding. Gene Ontology annotation, cellular component: nucleus. The coding region runs from base 504 to 1343 and encodes 279 amino acids. The record is from RefSeq and is a predicted model, not a curated record.
GUGGGAUUGCAAGGACCGAGAAAGCUGGGGGAACCCACGCGUUCAGCCUCAGAGAAAGUACGGCUUUUUCCUACAUAACUGACGCUCAAUCAUUUUUUUCUUUUCACGCUUGUCACUAACAGGAAAGCCACUCUGUAGGAUUGUGUUCUCGGAGAAUAAGCUUUUUUCCCCCUCCUGCUCUUUUUCUUUUUUCUUUUUUUUUGUCACCAUUCUGCACGGCAAGGCUGAGAGACGGACCGCUCGGACUGUGGGAGCCCUCCCCUCUGCUCCGAUCUGCUUUGUUUCAGAUGGCCCAUGGGAGAGCGUGGAUGAGGCCUGAGCUGUAGUGGGGCAGAAGGCUCUGGGGCCUGCCUGUUGUCGGCAGCCCGAUUCAUCCAUCGAGGUGAGGCACCACUCUCACCGGGGCAGAGAACGGACCAGGAACAGGUCUUUGCUCCCCCUCCUCGCUCACCCCUGCCCCCUUUCCACCCUCUUCCCCCACCCAGGCACGUACGCUCUGGACCAUGUCGAGCGAGCCGUCGGAGGGGGGCCGGACAGAGGACCAGGAGCGGAGCAGCAGCAAACAGGACUCUCCUGUUGUGGAGCGCAGGAACCGCAGCGGCAUCAUCAGCGAGCCUCUCAGUAAGAGCCUUAAGAACUCACGCACACUCUCCCAGUACACAGCCGUCUCCUCGGCCAACACCAAUGGACACACGGACAAUAGCGAGGCGAAGAGCCACUCGGCCAAGCCUCAGCCUCCCCCGCAGCCCCAGCCCACCGUCUCUGCACUGACAGCAGCCAAGUUGGACCGAACCCUUGAACAGGUUCUGGAGGGACAGAAUGGCCUGCUGCACUUUGCUCAGGCAGCAGCACUGUUGAAGCGGGCCGGUAUGGAGCACAUGCUCCUGCCCGGGGGCAUGGGAGUGGGAGUUGGCGGAGGAGACGCAGGCUCGGGGGCUAGCGACUUGGAGGGUACGUCUGUCACGGACGCCGUAGGUGGUCCCGUUGACUUCCCAUAUGGAGUAGGGGGUGGUUUCCCCUUCAAUCCGGGCCUUUUCAUCAUGACGCCGGCCGGAGUGUUUCUGGCGGAUAGUGCGCUGCACAUGGCCGGCCUGGCUGAAUACCCGGCACAGAGCGAGCUGGCCUCUGCUAUCAACUCCGGGAAAAAGAAGCGAAAACGUUGCGGUAUGUGCCCACCUUGCCGACGGCGGAUUAACUGCGAGCAGUGCAGCAGCUGCCGGAAUCGCAAAACGGGCCAUCAGAUCUGCAAGUUUCGUAAAUGUGAGGAACUGAAGAAGAAGCCCUCUGCUGCUCUGGAGAAGGUGAUGCUUCCUACAGGAGCAGCGUUUCGGUGGUUCCAGUAGGACUCCUCCUCCUCCUCCACCCCCUACCCAAAGCUCUGCCAUCAAGUGCAAUGCCAACUCCUGGAUUGUCUCCGGAACAGAAACUGGCUAAUAAACAAACAAACAGGCAACAAAAUAAUAUAAUAGAAAAAAGAAACAACAAUGACAAAAAAGAAAAAACAAACAAUCGGGUAAUGGAUGCACCUACUUAUUCCUUGAACCAAAAAUGAAGCGCAAAGAAAAGCAUCUAUGGCAAUUUUCAUUCCCUUUUCUAUGUUUCCAUUUUGGUACCUUUUGUCCUUUUUCCAGCAGGUUUUUUUCUGUCGCUUCAACAUGGAACUGUUCAUUGCCAGAAACAGAAAUGACGGACUGAGUGUGGACAAUCAACUAAUUUCUGUGUUUGGUGUUAAUGUUGUUCAUGUGUGGAAAGAUACAGUACUUGUGUAGAGAAUGUAAAUUUACAGCUAUAUUUCAAAACUAGUGGCUAAUGGCAAACAUUAUUGUAAUUCUUCACCAUUUUGUUACUUAAACCCUUGACGAUUUUAUGAUUCAUUUCAAGUUUCCUGACAGAUCUUUGAAAGACAAUGUUUCAAAUUGUGUCACUGUGGAUUUCAGAUUGAAAAAACCUGACAAGUCAUAAUUCACCUUAAUCACACACCAGCCUUUUUUCUCUGCUAUCUUGCUCAUGGUGGGAAGCUAAAAUGCUGAUAGGCCAAAUUGCUCUUUUAAGGUUUUUAGUCAUACAAAUAAGGGUAUCUGACAAAUCAUCAUUUCACUGCUGUAAGUCUGUUUGGCUACAAAGGAGACUGUGAAAACCUGGAGUGAAAUCUGGUCAAAGAUUUCAAGUUACACAUCAAAUAUGAAAGCCUGUCAGAUAAUGCACAACAGGCUAACAUUAGCAUUCAGCAACUUGCUUGCUUGCUAAUACAAGUCUUUCUUUUCAUUUAAGGCCUUUUGUCCCUCCAGAUUUUCAUUAUCAACCAUCUUUUCAGCUUUUCAUCCAUCAAGAAGUGGUACAAUUAUAGCAGUAGUCACACUUCCUACAUAAAUAUUCCUAAGAGCUUGUCAAACAGCAGCUAGCAUUUUGGCUUCUCAGCCUCAGAAGCCAGUAGCUACUGCCAGACAACAACCAGCAUUAAGCACAUUUUUGGCUGGCAUUGCUGGAUGAUAGCUAGAGAAAAUAUAAUACAGUCAGUAUGUUAACAUGUACAGUAAAGUCAAGCUUCAGUGAAAACUAAUUGGCUUUAUGAUUUACUUUUGACUACAAAAUGACUUCUACCAUGCUUUGUAUUCAGGCUGUUCAACUUCCCCGCAAAGCCUGACAUGGAAACUAUGGAGUAUAUGCAGAACACCUCGCUCAGUCUGGCCUAAUUCUAAAGUAAACAUCCUAAAGCAUCUACUUAUUUACAGUUAUGUGCAUAACUUUCAGGCUUAUAGGGUGAUAAGGAUUCAUCAUGGGGCUUGAUGUGCCACAACCUGUGGCUAGGGAGGAUGGUGGCCAGAGUCUAGCUCGCCGGCAUCUCUUUCAUCCAGGUCUUUUUUACCCCUGGUAAUACGUCAGGAGACUGCUGAGCUUUUCCUGAGACACCCACAGUACAACCAGGAGCUUGUGGCAACCCUGGAUGGUAUUCUAGGUCGUGCUUUCUUGCCGUAUCCACCUCUAACUCUACUGUAAACGUGUGGACUUUAUUAAUUUUUCAACAGAUUUUAUUCCCAUGCCCCUGGUAAUGUGCAAGGACAUCCAGAGUAUGACCUGGGUUUUGUCAGUCCUCCUACCCACCUGAUGUUGCCCUCAGGCAGGUUUACCUACCAUUACAGCCUUACCUCAGCCCCAGUGUUUGGCCCAAACAUGCCUUUAAGUUCUUCCCAGCACUGUCCAUGUUCCAGUUUGACUUCAACACAUUAAACCUCGGAAGAGUUCAGCCAGACUAGCACAUUUACAUGCACUUAAAGGGUCCAGUUUUAGUUGGACUAACACCAUAUUUCAUCCUUUUCUGUCUGCAUGUAAACAUACUGAGUGUAACAGACAGUUGUAAAACUAUCUUACAUAUAAAAACAGCUUCUCUGCUUGAGAAAACCUGCCAUCAGACAACUGGGAACAUUAGCAUUAAGCCUCUUCUUAGCUUUAUUAAUGCAAGCUUGAUAACAGAUGGCAGUUAGUGUUAAAGUUUGGUCUGUAAGCAGUCCUGGCAUCCCCUUUGUAAAUUCCUAAAUGAUGGUAUGAGUAAACCUAUUACCUACUUUCACACAAUAGAUAAUAUCAGCGUUAUGUGCAAUUUAAGCUAAUUAACCUUUGGGCAGAAAGCUUCUUUUAUGUUGUUAAAUAAACAAGAAGUGGUGAAAAAUGACAGUUGUCAGUUUCCCCUUUUAUAUGACUAACGUCCUGUAAUACAAUAACAUUUACCUGGCAUUUGAACCACAACAUUAGCAAAUAACCACUUGUUAGCUAACAGAGCUGCAAGCUAGGAGGUGGAUGAUGGCUGAUAUUACUCUACACUAUAUAGUAUAGUUACCUGAUAUAAUUGGAAAGGUGUAAAUUCUUAAAUGUUAGCUGCUUCUCUGAUUGAGAAAAUCUAUACUAUUACCUACUUCUAUAGUGUGUCUCAAAUCACAUACUUCUGUUAGUAUACUGUGUUACAGUAUACUAACAUGCAGUACAGAGCACUUAAUCACACCAGGUUAGUAUUGUCUCAUUGUGCACAGCCGUUUUGCACUAACAGGAAGUGACAAUGGUUAACCACCACUGUUUUCUUCUUUUACUUCUUUAGGGCAGUUAUAAUUGACUUCUGACAGUUAUUUCGACUCACAAUUGAAUGAAUGUCCCUUCUAUUUUAUGUUUAAAAUAUUUUCUUCAAUAAAAAACUUAUAUAGCCUUAUAUAGCCUUAUUCUUGGAUGAAAUGUGCUGCCGUUGCUAAUAACAAGUGAAUUAGCUAGCGGAUGCUAACGUUAGCUAGCGCGCUAGCAUGCUAGCAGUACAGCGUCAUCAAUAUGGCGUUCAUGUAGGGUGCAAAGUGUCUGUCAUUUCACUCUCAAUUCUUGGACAUUUUUGAGUUUGCCAGUAGCAAACUACAUCUGAGUACUUCUCAGUUUGACUGCACUUAUGUACUCAAUUUAGUAGUUAGUACAGAAGCAUGGGAUUUGAGACACACUGUCAAACAACAGCUAAUGUUAGCUUUUUGCCACACUCAGGCUAAUGUUACCCUUGGUCAGGCGCUGACAAAAGGUACUACUAUAGUUUUGUAGAACGUUUUUUUGAGUGAUUUUAUAGGACAUGAAGCUUAUAAAUUUAUGUUGUAAAGCAUAUGCUCAGAGUUUAAUUUUUAGCAUAUUAAAUGGUAGUUAAGAAGUGGCUGGAUGCUAACGCUAGCUGGCAGCUAACACCUCAAAUUUGUUGUUCUCUUUAAAAUACAGCUGAUUGUCCAUACAGCUUUUCAUUAAUUUGCAAGCAAAAAACAGUUGAAAAAGUCGGAUUCCCUAAAAUUAUAAGCACUGCAGCUAACUAUUACCACACCAGCAUCAGUACUGUAAUAAGUCUGGGUGUGAUGUCGGAGAAAAAUGUGCCGUGUGAAUAUGGUGAAUUGAGAUCUCCUUAACGCCUCAUUGGGUGUAAGAUACAGUACGCCAGAGCCGUCACUACUGUAAUCUUCUUAAUCAGCUCUUCUCUGCAUUUCCAAACGUUUUUGUUGGUGAGGCUGGCAGCCAUGUUACUGUGGCCCUACUGAGCAUGUGCCAAAACUGCUCAGGGCUACAGCAAUAAGAGACAGCACUUGCUCUGAGUCUACCCUACUGAACGCACUGAGACAAGAUUAUGUUUUUUUAUUUGUUUAUUUGUCAAAUUUUCAUGAUUUUUGUUAUGUUGCUGGGUAGCUACAGCUUUUAAAAAUAACCGAUCUUUGUAUUUGUUUAGAAAAUUGGACUGGUUUUGUGAAUAAAAAGGAAUGCAUGUA